AUGGCCAGGUACCAUGCACCGCGGGCAACAAUAAUGGGGAUUGGCACAGCUGUGCCACCAAAUGUGCUGCGCCAAGUCUCCUUUCCUGAUUACUACUUUGAUGUUACAAAUAGCAACCACCUGGUGGAUCUAAAAGCCAAGUUCGCAAAAAUAUGUGAGAAGACAAUGAUAGAGAAGCGACAUUUUGCCAUGUCAAGCGACUUUAUGAGGAGCAACCCGUCCAUCACUGCAUACAAAUCCCCAUCUCUCAACCUUCGGCAGGGGCUCGCGGAUGCCACCAUACCCAAGCUGGGUGCUGAAGCCGCGCGGGAUGCCAUUCGUGACUGGGGUAGACAGGCCUCGGACGUCACUCACCUGGUAUUCUGUACGACGUCAAGCGGGUGCCUUCCUAGCGCCGACUUCGAACUCACAAAGCUCGUCGGUCUCCCGCUUUCCGUCAGACGCUUCAUGUUGUACCAAGUCGGCUGUCAUGGAGGAGGUAUGGCUUUACGCCUAGCAAAGGACCUCGCUGAAAACAACGGCGGCGCACGGGUGCUAGUGGUCUGCUCCGAGGUGAUCACCCUGGCGCUUCGUGGGCCAUCGGGGGUGCACAUUGAAAACCUCGUAGGGCAAGCCCUCUUCGGCGACGGCGCGGGCGCCGUCCUCGUCGGAGCCGAACCUGUUGGUGACGAGCGCCCCAUCUUCGAGAUGGUGUCGGCGUGGCAGGAUGUCAUCCCAGGGACGGAAGAGAUGGUCACGGCGAAGCUGCUUGAGGAGGGGAUAGUGUAUAACCUGCACCGGGACAUACCGCGGCACAUCUCGGCCAGCAUGGAAGAAGUCACGAAGAAGGCGCUGGAGCAGGUGGGAGAUGUUAAGGAGAGGAACGAGGAGGUGUUCUGGCUGAUGCACCCCGGAGGCCGGGCUAUACUGGACAAGGUCGAGAGCACACUAGGCCUGAGGAAAGACAAGUUCGAGGUGUCCAGAGAAGUGAUGAGACAGCAUGGUAACACGCUGAGCACGAGUGUCAUCACGGCCAUGCACGAGAUGAGGCGGAGGUCGGACAAGAAUGGGCUGCUCACGGCAGGAGAAGGGCUCGAGUGGGGACUGCUCUUCGCUUUCGGUCCAGGCCUCACAAUUGAGACCAUACUCCUCCGUGCGCCGCGCAGUCCAGCCCAGAUCGCGUAG
This is a messenger RNA of Hordeum vulgare subsp. vulgare (domesticated barley), 1164 nucleotides long. Its product is annotated as chalcone synthase 6-like. The record is from RefSeq and is a predicted model, not a curated record. Gene Ontology annotation, molecular function: acyltransferase activity, transferring groups other than amino-acyl groups. The transcript is spliced from 2 exons. Gene Ontology annotation, biological process: polyketide biosynthetic process. The coding region runs from base 1 to 1164 and encodes 387 amino acids. NCBI's taxonomy places the organism in Eukaryota, Viridiplantae, Streptophyta, Magnoliopsida, Poales, Poaceae.